ACAGCUCUUGAUAGGCACAUGCUUUUUCGACACACCACGGACAAGCCUUUCGUUUGCGAUUACUGUAAUUAUCAAUGCAAAUUGCAACAUGAUCUCAAUCGGCACAUUCGGCUGCGCCAUUCAUCUCAAAGGUCUCCUUCCGCCAGCUCAGGCGCUCCCCCAAGUGUUCAGCACAAUUCUGUACUUGUUAUGGACGCAGACUUGGACGUCUCGGAAUCGCGCUCCACUUCGACCCCCGUGUUAGGACCACUGGCAGCCGCUGGUGCACUUUCUCUGCUCAAACCGUCAGACACAUUUACGUCUACUGUGUCAGAUGCAAUAAAACCGGUUCCAUCGUCCCACCCGAGCUCUAAACCCCAUUGGAUCACAUGCCCCCAACCCGGAUGCCGUUUCAGGACCACCAAACGUCUCGGUUAUUUGGUCCACAUUGGCCGCAAGCACAGUUCUGUCAUACAGAGCAAUCCGUUGGCUAAUCUCGACGGUGAUGCGCACUAUGAUGGACCCAACUCCGGUGGUUCCUAUGCUUGUCAUUUGUGCCCGGUGACGAAACGUAGAGGUUUUGAUCUAUCCAAGCAUUUAAUGCGAGAUCACCAGCUGAAUCGUCCCACAGGCCACGUGCGCUUUAACUACACGCUGUCCGCAGAUGGACAUUAUCGCCUUCAGCUCACUCGGCUGGACACAGUAUCGGUUGCGACUGCUGUGUUGGGCGAAAACGUGGUCAGUGGACUUCUUCCUGCAUCUAGCUGACAAGCGUUUGUAUUGUACUUUUCUCUACCACAUCGCCCCUUUCUCCUUGCUCUAGUCUGAUACUUUCUAUAUUAUACGGUAUUCUUUCCUACGUGGAAUAUACUCGACUCUUCUGAGUGUUCUGUUAUCUUAUUGUCUCACCCACUGGAAAACAUAUUGGCGCCUUGCAUUUUAAUGGCUUAGUUGCAAUACGUUUGGAAAUCCGGUUUAUUCAUUCAUCAAUCUCUGUCUUUUUAUUUCUGUUCCAUCUGUACUCGCUUCGGCGGUACCUAUACUACAAUUGAAACCACACAGCCCCCGCGCAAGAAUGACGUGCAAAAUCGUGAA
This is a messenger RNA of Dicrocoelium dendriticum, 1074 nucleotides long. The record is from the annotation of a GenBank genome assembly. Lineage: Eukaryota; Metazoa; Platyhelminthes; Trematoda; Plagiorchiida; Dicrocoeliidae.